AUGUUUACUGUCUGCGCUCCCACCACAGACAUGGAACGAUCGCGCUCUCCACCCCUCAACACUAGUCUCGUUGUCUGUCGCCAGUAUGACCCCGACGCCACCUUGUUGCUCGUGGGCUUCUUUGGCGCUGGCAAAAAAACACUGGGAAUUAUCGCCUCCAUAGCUUUACGACGGCGUUUGGUGGAUUUUGAAGCUUCAUUUCGACAGGAAUUUCAAACAUCGCCACAAGACUAUAUUGCACUGCAUGGUCUGCAGCAAUAUCGCGAGGUCGAGCUCAGACUAUCACAAGACCUACUUGCAAGAAAUGAAAAGGGAUGUGUGAUUGUUGGUCUUGGCUGGAUCGCUAGUCAUCAGCAGCAACUGCUCCUCCAGGAUUUUGCCCGACAGCACCCGGUUGUGUAUGUGAGAAGAGAAGACGAGGAGCUCCGCCAAUUUGUCACAAGCACCCCGGACAAGUUUGAACGCAUCUUUGCGAUGGGCAAUACAUUCUUUGAGUCAUGUUCAAAUUUUGAGUUUUUUAAUCACACGGGACAAAUCACUCAAUCCAGACCUAGGCUUCCGGCAUACCUCAAGCUCAAAGAAACGGAGCGUGUCUUCGUGGAAUUUCUGCAUCGUGUGUUUCGACUCGUCCAUCGACAACGACGUUCGGCGGAUAUAAUGUCUGCUCAGCAUACAUAUGCUCUUCAAAUAUCCCCAGAUCAGCUAAAUUUCGGUUUGGAUCUCGAAGAGUUGGAGUCCGGGGCCGAUGCAAUCGAUUUGCAAAUGGAAUUGGGGGAUAUUUCUCCUCGUCAGUUGCCAGGGAAAAUGGCAAGGUACAUGGCCACACUCAGAAUGCAUACACGAGCUUCCAUCAUUGUGGAUUUAAAGCCUUCAACGCAAUCCAACAUGUCAACCUACAGCGAACUCUUGUGGAUGCUUCUCCGGCUGGCUCCAGAUUUCAUCACUUGCUCUCUAACCUGUGAUGCGGAAUUUAUCCAAAGGCUAAAUGCCGCCAAAGGCCAUACAAGGACGAUUGCAACACACCACCAGCUAACUCCCUUGGCCGGCGGGCCUGUUUCCUCGGACCUUCUUGCUCUCCACAAGCAGGCCCAGAAGCUCGGAUUCGAAGCUCUUCGAAUGACUGGCGAGUCAAGAUCCUUGUGCGACAAUUUGCCAUGCCUCGCCCUUCUCCAAGAGAUGUCGGGAUCCUCAUCCAUUCCGAUCAUCGCAUACAACACGGGUACAUUUGGCCGAACCUCUGUUUGCCUGAACCGAACAUUAUCUCCCGUGGUUCUACCCCAAGUAAAGCCAACUGGCGUGACGCUCAAGGAAGCACAGCAAGCACUCACUUCUUGCUUUCUCAUUCCGGCAAAAACCUUCACCAUUUUUGGCCAAACUACGGGAUACAGCCUUUCCCCCAAGAUGCACAAUGCUGCCUAUACUGCGUGUGGAUUGCCGCAUUUAUACGAUACACUGGAAUCGCAGCAUGUUUCGGAUGUGCGGCGUCUUCUAAACCACGAAGGUCACGGUGGUGUUACCAUCUCUCUUCCAUACAAGACCGAUAUCCUACCUUAUCUCGACGAAAUCAGUUCCGAUGCAAGGGAUAUGAACGCAGUAAACACAGUGGUCUUGGACCAUGUUUACGAUGCUGCUGGAGAACGAAAAACUAUUUGCCGAGGCUACAACACUGAUUACAUCGGAAUCAGAGACUGCAUUCACAAGCACCUUUCUCCCGCCAAUGCCAUCCGAGAUGGGACUACGGCCCUCAUCAUUGGGGCGGGGGGCAUGGCGAAUGCUGCAAUAUACGCCUGCUAUCAACUAGGGAUUCGGAAAAUUUGUAUCUACAAUCGGACGCCUGACCAUGCAGAAAAGGUUGCAGAUUAUUUCCGUCGAUGGGCUGGAUCAAACCCUGAAGAGAGCCUACACAUCAAUAUUCUCCGCUCAACAAAAGAUCCCUGGCCAGCGAAUCUUCGUCUGCCAACAGUUGCCGUUUCCUGUAUUCCAAGUCAGGAAAUAGGAAGCCAGGCUCCGGUGACGUUGCAGGUCUCGGAUGAAUGGCUAGGAAGUAAAACGGGCGGCGUGUUCGUGGAGGUUGCAUAUGGGCCGUCAAAAACACCACUCAUGGAACAGGUUCUCCGGUGGGCGUCAAAGGGAUGGAUUGUCGUAGAUGGGCUCACCGUCUUGGUUGAACAGGGCAUCACACAGUAUGAGCUCUUCACUAAACGGCCUGCACCUAUCCAUGUAAUGCGCCGGGUUGUGCUCGAGCAGUCUAUGGAAUACGGAAUUAGCCACUUUUAA
Molecule: messenger RNA, 2277 nt
Organism: Penicillium alfredii
Lineage: Eukaryota; Fungi; Ascomycota; Eurotiomycetes; Eurotiales; Aspergillaceae
Product: putative pentafunctional AROM polypeptide
Exons: 2
Coding region: 1-2277 (758 amino acids)
Biological process (GO): chorismate biosynthetic process; shikimate metabolic process
Molecular function (GO): shikimate 3-dehydrogenase (NADP+) activity; 3-dehydroquinate dehydratase activity
Source: RefSeq, a predicted model, not a curated record